AUGCAACAGAGAACAGUAAUGGUGGAAAUAAUCAAGUGGCAGCAGUUUUUGUGUUCGGGGACUCUCUAA
This is a messenger RNA of Linum tenue, 69 nucleotides long. Lineage: Eukaryota; Viridiplantae; Streptophyta; Magnoliopsida; Malpighiales; Linaceae. The record is from the annotation of a GenBank genome assembly.